Saccostrea echinata is the source of this 2048-nucleotide messenger RNA. Its product is annotated as adenylate kinase isoenzyme 6-like. Gene Ontology annotation, molecular function: ATP hydrolysis activity; ATP binding; AMP kinase activity. Gene Ontology annotation, cellular component: cytoplasm; nucleus. NCBI's taxonomy places the organism in Eukaryota, Metazoa, Mollusca, Bivalvia, Ostreida, Ostreidae. The record is from RefSeq and is a predicted model, not a curated record. Bases 2 to 544 code for a protein of 180 amino acids. The transcript has 4 exons.
AAUGGCAUUUGCAAAAAGACCACAUGGUCCUAAUCUUUUGAUAACAGGAACUCCUGGAACAGGAAAGUCAACUUUAGCAGCAGAACUUGCUCAGAAGACAAACUUAAAAUAUGUUAACAUCGGGGAGAUCGCCAAGGACGGUCAGUUAUAUGAGGGAUGGGAUGAACAGUACCAGUGUCCAAUUCUGGAUGAAGACAGAGUUAUAGAUGAAUUAGAGGAAGUCAUGUCUGCUGGUGGAAACAUUGUAGAUUAUCAUGGAUGUGAAUUUUUCCCAGAGAGAUGGUUUGACAUCGUCUUUGUACUUAGAACAGAUAACACAGUAUUGUAUGAAAGACUUGAGAACAGGGGCUAUUCGGGGAAAAAACUGGAAGACAACAUCCAAUGUGAAAUAUUUCAAACAAUCCUGGAUGAAGCUAGAGACUCAUAUAAAGUUGAAAUAGUGCAUGAACUACCCAGUAACACUCCUGAUGAUCUGGAGGAUAAUUUAGAGAAAAUCUCGGCAUGGAUUCAACAGUACAACAUAAACCAGGGAGCCAUUGUAUAGCCUUACUUCAAUGAUACAUGUACAGUGUACUAUGCAUAGUUUUGUCAGAAAAUAGUGGUUGUAAUUUUGAACUUCCUUCCCAAUUAUACCAAUUUAACUCAUGAAUUGUUCUAAACUAUGCAAGAAUCAAAACAUGAUCCAAAUUAAGAGAAAUAUUAACGCAAUCUGAAAAUGAAAAAAAAAAUUUGAAGUUUCCUCGUUAUCCUUAAUGAAAAAACCUGGAUUUGUCAAUUUAUAAAUAUGAUGUACAUGUAUAUAGAUGCUAUUCCCUUUACAUAAAUACUACAUGUAUGUAUUAUUCUUACAGUACUUUGUAGCAUUUAAUCAGUCUUAUAAUGACAGUAAAAGUUGUUGUAACAAUAUAUAUGCAUACAAAUUACUCGAUGUUUGGCAACAUUUCUUCCAUUUGAAUAAUGUUCAUACAUGAACCGGUACUUUAACUUAUCUAUUGAAUUAUUUUAGCUCUACUGGUCAGAAGAGCUUGUGAGAUAGUAAGGUGUUCAUCGUCCAUCUGUCUAUGAACAAUUUUUCAAAUGCUACUCCUCCAACAUUUUUUGUUUGAUUUUGAUUUAGUUUGGCAUACAAGUAGACUACGCUAAUAUAUAAGGUACUGAAUUCUGUGUAUCAGUUUUGGAUUUAGAUGAACUGUAUUUCCAUGGUUAUGAAAAAUAGAAAUUUCUGUGAAAUUCAUUCAAAAUGCUACUCCUCCUACAGUUUUGGUCUGAUUUCAGUAUAACUUAGCACAAGUAGACUACACUAAAAUACAUAAAUCUUUUUAUUGGUUUUUACAUGUAGUCGUAUAUCAUAUCUUACAUUAUUUAAAAUGUCUAUUCUUUGCAAUAUUCUUUACUAUUUGAUUUUGAGACUAAACUAAGGAUCAUUAUUUUAUGUAUUGCUUUUGCAUAGUUUCAAGUCCAAGUGCUACUUUUCUUUUCCUUUGCUUAAGUACAAACCAGUAGAGCUACAAUCUUAUUAGAGACUUCUGGUUCCUUUUAUGGAACUUACAGUGCAGACAGAGCAUUUACAAGACCUACAUAAAUUACUGUUUGGUGCAAUUGCACAUAUAAAGUUGCAUUCACCACUUCAUUUUUAUUCAAGUGUAAAUUGCAUUUUUCUCCAAGUAUGACUGCUAAUGAAACUUUUUAUUGUUUCAAUAUGGUCAUGAUGGUGUAUUUUCUUGAUUGACUUUUAUUGCAAUGACUGUUUAUACUGACAGGGCAUUUAAUAGAUACAGUUCUGCAACAUGAGGAAUGGACUAGUCAGUUUAAAACAAAUAAUUUUGAUUUCUAGUAAUUAUUAUGUCACAAUACAUCGUAUACAGUCUAUUUUAAUGCAAAUAAAUUGAUAUGUGUCUAUGGACAAUUUAAGGUAAAUUAUUAUCAAAAUAUUAUUUUUAUAUAAUAAUAUUUCAGUUAUUUUGAUUUGCAGCAAAAACUGUUGUUGUCCUCUUUUGUUUGUUUGUUUGAAUAAUGAGAAUAAUGUAAAUAAAAUUAAAUAUCAGCUA